AUGGUUCAGGCUUCGGAGGAAUGGGUGUGGAUGGCCGUGGUGCUGCUCAUCACAACGCUGCGCUAUGUGUCUCGCAUUCUGCAGAUGGGUGUACCCCGCAACCUCCAGAUGGAGGAUCUCGUCAUGGGGGUGGUUGUGAUAUUCUACAUAUUGCUCACCGUUUUCCUGGUCCAAGUCGACAAGUACGGCACCAACGGAUUCCCCCCGAGUGAGUUCGAGACGAUCGAUAAAGCAACAAUCCCAGACCGCGUCAAAGGCAGUAAGAUGGUCGUGGCGGUCGAGCAGUUUUGGCUGGUUGUCGUCUGGGGAUGCAAAUGCUGUCUGCUGUUACUAUACUCCACCAUGACAACCGGCCUCUGGCAACACCGCAUCGUCAAGGUCAUCGGCGGCAUCUGCGCCUUCAGCUUCCUCCUCAUCGAGAUCCUCUUCUUCGCCGUCUGGUGCCGCCCCUUCUCGGCGUACUGGUCCGUCCCCCCCAAGAGCGUCCAAUGCUCCGUCUACACGAACCACGUCAUCAUCACCCUCGCCUUCAACGUCACCACCGACGUGAUGAUCAUGGCCAUCCCCCUGCCGCUCCUCAUCCGCGCGAAACUCACCCUGUCGAAGAAACUCACCCUCUGCGCCGUCUUCUCCCUCGGCGCCUUCGUCAUCCUCUGCUCCAUCCUCUCAAAGUACUACUCCAUCUCCCAGCCCUACGGCAUCAAAUGGCUGGAGUGGUACGUCCGCGAGGCCGCCACGGCCGUCAUCGUCACCAACAUCCCGCAGACCUGGACGCUCUUCCGCCGCCUCUUCAACUGGAAGUCCUUCCUCGCGCACUCGUCCUACAACCGCAGCCAGAACAAGUACGCCGACCGCCUUGACAGCUCGACGAUCCACCUCUCGCGCUUCCGCGGCGGCGACAAGUCGCAGGUGCGCUCGACCAUCGACCGCACCGAGUCGGGCGAGCAUAUCAAUCGCGAGCAGCCGUUGGAGAUCUGGGCCCAUCGCCAGUUCCAUGUGACGAACGAGGUGGAUCAGGGGCGGCGGAGCGAUAGUUUGAGUCACAGUAGUGCCAGUCUGGAGUUUGACACCACGGGGGCGCAGACUGGGCCGGUGCAGACGGUUGUGACGACUGUGCGGUGA
Aspergillus thermomutatus is the source of this 1122-nucleotide messenger RNA. RefSeq names its product putative UbiD family decarboxylase. The transcript is spliced from 4 exons. Lineage: Eukaryota; Fungi; Ascomycota; Eurotiomycetes; Eurotiales; Aspergillaceae. Bases 1 to 1122 code for a protein of 373 amino acids. The record is from RefSeq and is a predicted model, not a curated record.